UAUGUAUACAAGUAUACAACUUGUGUAUGACAUUCAAAUAGCCAUAGAAGGGUUUUAUAAUGGGCUUGCUGGGCAUUUACUAUAUAUAUACCGUUUGAUUUUCGAAUAUUGGGGGGGUAUUUUAUGCGACCUUUCAUUCUAUCACAUACAAUGAUACAACCGGACCCUUUCAUCUUUCAACGUCGGUGAAUCGAGUCUUAAAAAAGGAGGUCCCUGCGUCUACGGCGGAAGAUAGUGGUUCCCGACGAUUAGGGUUUUAUCUUCCUCCAAUUGAAUCACUCCUUUGCGCUUUCUGAAAUCUAAAUUGUCUGUGUUUUGCUAUCGGAAAGGUUUUGGCUCUAGUGUUGAGGUUACAGGGGUUUGUACCUGAAAAUGCAAAGGGGAAAUGGAGGUAGAGAUGAUUUCUUUAAUUUCGGGGAUCCUUUUGCUGGGUUUGGAGGCCUCGGUGGCCAUGGGAGUCUGAUAUCUAACUUUUUUGGGGGAAGAGACCCAUUCGAUGACCCUUUCUUUACUCGUCCAUUUGGCCCCAGCAUGUUUGGUCCCAGCAUGUUUGGCCCUAGUAUGUUUGGUCCCAGCAUGUUUGGCCCCGGCAUGUUUGGUCCAAGAGGGAGCAUCUUUGGAGAUUCGCCUGCCUCUGGGUUUAUUGAACAUGAACCACCGCAGGCCAAUUCGCUUGCCUCUGGGUUUAUCAAGCAUGAACCACCACAAGCCAAUAAAUCAAAAGGGCCAAUCAUAAAGGAGUUAAACUCUGAUGAUGAGGAGGUAGAAGAAACGGAAGCAAAAGAGAAAGCGUCCGAGGAGAAGAAAGAUAAUCCAAGGAAGCAUUCUAGGUCGAGUAAAGACCCAUAUGUUGAGGAGCCCGAUGACGAAGCUGAAGUGGGUUUAUGUGCAGGGAGGAGGAGCAAACAUAUGCAGUACAUGCAUGACUAUAACAGGGCUGAUAGAACCCAGCCUCAGGCUCGUAGUUUCACCUUUCAGAGCUCUACUGUUACUUAUGGUGGUGCUGAUGGACCAUGCUAUACUUCAUCUAAAACCAGAAGGACUGGCAGUGAUGGAGUGAUGAUUGAAGAAUGCAAAGAAGCAGAUACAACAACAAGUCGAGCAGCACACAGGUUAUCUAGGGGACUUCAUGAUAAGGGUCAUUCAAUAAUGAGGAAGCUUAAUUCAGAUGGUAAGGUGGAUACCAUGCAGACCUUACACAAUCUUAAUGAAGAUGAGCUUGUGGGAUUUGAAGAUGCUUGGAGGGGGAGUGCUAGAACACACUUGCCUGGAUGGAAUGAGAGAUUGAAUAUGCACGGGGAUAUAGGGGCUAUCAGCAGUGGACAAGGGCAGGCAACAAAUGGUGGAUGGGCUCUUCCGUCAACAGAGCAGCAUAAACCUCAGGGAUCUGAGAGGAGGUUUGGUGGUGGGGUCAGGACAGGCACCUCCAAGGGAAGGGCUAGGCCAUCUACCAGGAUUAAUAUAGAUUAAAGCAGAAUCCUCUGUGAGAAGUCUCGUGGUUGUGGUCACUAGUAAAAUUUUCAGCUUUGAACUACGUAGUUAUAUACUGGGAUGUCCUGAUGGGCUGGAAGGGGGAAGAGUUGGGGAUCUUUGUGAGCAUUUGGGCCUCUGCUCCCACAGUAUAAAAUGUUAGUACACAAAAUUGAGAUACAUCAACCAGAUCGUUCAUGUUGGCUUGUGUUGCAAUUUUAGGUUGCAACAAUGGGAAGGGAAGAUGCUGUCAUUUAGGUAUUA
This is a messenger RNA of Macadamia integrifolia, 1734 nucleotides long. RefSeq lists its product as uncharacterized. The record is from RefSeq and is a predicted model, not a curated record. The coding region runs from base 373 to 1470 and encodes 365 amino acids. The transcript has 8 exons. NCBI's taxonomy places the organism in Eukaryota, Viridiplantae, Streptophyta, Magnoliopsida, Proteales, Proteaceae.